Molecule: messenger RNA, 1312 nt
Organism: Propithecus coquereli (Coquerel's sifaka)
Lineage: Eukaryota; Metazoa; Chordata; Mammalia; Primates; Indriidae
Gene: PLCXD3
Product: phosphatidylinositol-specific phospholipase C, X domain containing 3
Exons: 3
Coding region: 116-1081 (321 amino acids)
Biological process (GO): lipid metabolic process
Cellular component (GO): synapse
Molecular function (GO): phosphoric diester hydrolase activity
Source: RefSeq, a predicted model, not a curated record
GCGCAGAGCGGCGUGUAAACUCUAGCCGGGCUGGAGCAAACACUGGAUUAGCGGCAGCAGCCUGCAACCUGCCCGAGCAGUGCGGGGACCAGCGCGCUGCACGCCGACCGGCACGAUGGCCUCGUCUCAGGGGAAAAACGAACUGAAAUUCGCCGACUGGAUGGCAACUCUGCCGGAGAGCAUCCACAGCAUCCCCCUCACCAAUUUAGCCAUCCCAGGAUCUCACGAUUCCUUCAGCUUCUACAUUGAUGAAGCCUCUCCUGUAGGUCCUGAACAGCCAGAAACUGUCCAGAAUUUUGUCUCUGUAUUUGGAACCGUGGCCAAAAAGCUCAUGAGGAAAUGGUUAGCCACUCAGACAAUGAACUUUACUGGUCAGCUAGGAGCUGGAAUUCGUUAUUUUGAUCUUCGAAUUUCCACCAAGCCCAGAGACCCCGACAACGAACUCUACUUUGCUCAUGGUUUGUUCAGUGCCAAAGUCAAUGAAGGCCUUGAGGAGAUCAAUGCAUUCCUCACAGAUCACCAUAAGGAGGUCAUAUUCUUGGACUUCAACCAUUUUUAUGGGAUGCAGAAAUAUCACCAUGAAAAACUAGUCCAGAUGCUGAAAGACAUCUAUGGAAACAAAAUGUGCCCAGCGAUUUUUGCCCAGGAAGUUAGUUUAAAGUACCUGUGGGAGAAGGACUAUCAAGUGCUGGUCUUCUACCAUAGUCCAGUGGCUCUGGAAGUGCCCUUUCUCUGGCCCGGGCAGAUGAUGCCGGCACCCUGGGCCAACACCACAGACCCUGAGAAACUGAUCCAGUUUCUUCAGGCAUCUAUCACUGAGAGAAGAAAGAAGGGCUCAUUUUUCAUAUCUCAGGUGGUGCUGACCCCCAAAGCCAGCACUGUUGUCAAAGGGGUGGCAAGUGGCCUCAGAGAAACAAUCACAGAAAGAGCUCUUCCUGCCAUGAUGCAGUGGGUCCGCACGCAGAAGCCAGGAGAAAGUGGCAUCAAUAUUGUCACUGCCGAUUUUGUAGAACUUGGUGAUUUUAUCAGCACUGUGAUAAAGCUCAACUAUGUCUUUGAUGAAGGAGAAGCCAACACUUGAUAGCACUGUUUGGAGUGUCCCUGAAUAAGACAGAGAAGACUCAUCGUAUUAGGCAUAUUAUUUGUAAACACUCUGAUCUUCCUAUUCCACUGAGUCUUGGAAGGGAUUAGGGCUGAUAGUGGGUGGGAAAAGGGGGAAACCAUUUCUUUAGUGAUUAUAAUCAUAGUCUAUAUUACUAUAAAUAUUUCAUUUCCCAUUUGAUGAGCAAAAUCUACUUCUAGUGUUAGGGAU